Parus major (Great Tit) is the source of this 5625-nucleotide messenger RNA. RefSeq names its product F-box and leucine rich repeat protein 17 (gene FBXL17). Gene Ontology annotation, molecular function: protein binding. Gene Ontology annotation, biological process: SCF-dependent proteasomal ubiquitin-dependent protein catabolic process. Gene Ontology annotation, cellular component: SCF ubiquitin ligase complex. The record is from RefSeq and is a predicted model, not a curated record. The transcript has 9 exons. Bases 101 to 1831 code for a protein of 576 amino acids. NCBI's taxonomy places the organism in Eukaryota, Metazoa, Chordata, Aves, Passeriformes, Paridae.
CCGCCUCCUCCUGACCCGGCCCGCCGGCAGCAUGUCAGCUCCCGGCGUCGCCGCUCGCAGGUGACGCCCGCCCUUCCGCUGCCGCCGCUUGCCCUCCUAUAUGGGCCACCUGCUCUCGAAGGAGGCAAGGAGCCUGAGUCGGGACCGCCGCCGCCCGCGGGGGAAGGUGCCGCCGCCGCGCAGCCGGAGCUGCUUCCUGCGCGGGCCCUGCAUGCUCUGCUUCAUCGUGCACGGCGCCAGCCCGCCCGCCCCGGAGCAGCCGCUGCCCGCCGGGGACCCGUUGCUGCUGCCGCCGCCGCCCUACGUGUCGCUGACCGCCGCGGAGCAGCGCGUCGCCCGCCGCCUCUUGCGCCUGGCGCCCGCCACCUGGGAACCUCCGGGCCGCUGCCAACGCCUCUUCCUCUCCGGCCUACUGCCCUCGCCGGUGCGGGGCCUCCUGGGGCCGCCCGGUGAGGUCUCCUCCGAGAUGGUGUGCAAGCGCAAGGGGGCCGGGCUGCCCGCCUGCCCGCCCUGCAAGCAGCCGCGCUGCGCCGCCGCCGAGCCCGAGCCCGAGCCCGGCGCCUGCCAGUGCCCGGCGGAGCCGCAGCUGCUCGCCCUGCCCGGCGCCGCGGGGGAGAGCGGCGGGGGCACCGCCGGGCAGAGCGGCGAGGGACAGCCCGCCUCGUCGCCGCCUCCCGCGCCGCAGGACGAGAAGGAGCAGGGCCGGGAGGAGGAGAAGGAGCGGGGCAGUGAGGCGGGCUGCGAGGACCCGCUGGAGUACCCCGGCGACAGCUGCCGGGAGCUGCCGCCGCCGCCCACCCCGGACAUCAACCAGCUGCCACCUUCCAUCCUCCUCAAGAUAUUUUCCAACUUAUCUCUGAAUGAGCGUUGCCUUUCAGUGUCAUUAGUCUGUAAAUAUUGGCGUGACCUCUGUUUAGAUUUCCAGUUUUGGAAGCAACUGGAUCUCAGUAGUCGUCAGCAGGUGACUGAUGAGCUGUUGGAAAAAAUAGCAUCAAGAAGCCAGAAUAUUACUGAAAUCAAUAUUUCUGAUUGUCGCAAUGUGUCUGAUACAGGAGUAUGCAUAUUAGCAAUUAAAUGUCCUGGGCUCCUAAGGUAUACUGCCUACAGGUGUAAACAGCUUUCUGACACCUCUAUUAUUGCAGUUGCCUCUCAGUGUCCUCAUCUUCAGAAAGUGCAUGUGGGUAAUCAAGACAGACUCACUGAUGAAGGCCUGAAGCAGCUCGGUUCAAAAUGCAGGGAAUUGAAAGACAUACAUUUUGGGCAGUGUUACAAGAUCUCAGAUGAAGGAAUGAUCAUCAUAGCUAAAGGCUGUCUGAAGCUGCAAAGAAUAUAUAUGCAAGAAAACAAAUUAGUGACAGAUCAGUCAGUGAAAGCUUUUGCUGAACAUUGCCCUGAGCUGCAGUAUGUUGGUUUCAUGGGCUGCUCUGUUACUUCAAAAGGAGUCAUUCACCUUACCAAUCUAAGAAACCUUUCGAGCUUGGAUCUACGUCAUAUCACAGAACUGGACAAUGAAACCGUGAUGGAAAUAGUAAGGAGAUGCAAAAACCUUAAUUCUCUCAAUCUGUGUCUGAACUGGAUCAUUAAUGACAGAUGUGUGGAGGUGAUUGCCAGAGAAGGACGGAACCUGAAAGAACUGUAUUUAGUAUCCUGUAAGAUCACAGACUAUGCUCUGAUAGCCAUUGGGAGGUACAGCAUGACAAUAGAGACAGUUGAUGUUGGAUGGUGCAAAGAGAUCACGGACCGUGGAGCCACCCAGAUUGCUCAGCGCAGCAAAUCGCUCCGAUACUUGGGACUGAUGAGAUGUGAUCAGCCACAUUUUGUGUGUACAUAGCAGAAUGAUGAUGAAAGUUCUCCAAAGAGGUACUCACAAAACCCUCUUGACAGUGUUCCAUUUCACAUGGACUAGAAGGAUGUUCUUGUUCCUCUUUCCAAGAUGAACUCCUAAUUAUCAAGUGAGAAAUGUUCUCUAGCACUGACAACUACUUAAAUACUCUCUGCAAAACCACUCUGUCAUUAGAGGAAGAAGUUAAGGAGGUCCUACCCCAGAUAACAUUUGUCACAAAGUCAAGUAAAUUCUUCUGGGAAAUAGGCAAUAUGUGCUUCAGGUGUCUUUAAGCAAAAGUAUUCAAAAUUAUGACUUCUAGGGAAGUGCUCUAAUUGAGGUAAAAGAAAAUUAUACCAUUUGGUCCUGCCAUUUUCUGUAACCCAUCUUCUCCUCUGUUUUUUUUUUUUCAGUCUAUUCCUUGGCCUGGGAUAAAUUUUUAUUUCAGAAAUAAAAAAUAUUUUUCAAACCAGUCUUUGUUGUUAUUUUGUCUUUUUGUCUGAUGACCAGGAUUUGCACAAACCUAUUACUUUCAUCCUUAAUGAUAUGGGCUGCAUUCUUUCAUUAUGUGUUAAAAUAUAAUUGAAGAGCUAUUCAAAUUCAGAUGAAUGAUUAUGUAUUAGAUAAUCUAGGUAGUUUAUCUGCAGACAGUAGUCUUUCUUUUGACAUCUCAAAAGAUGAAGAUUAAUGAAAGUUCUGUGAAAGAAAAAUAUAGCAUUUACAGCAUAUUAGGAUGUGGAGAUUUUUACUUUCCGUUCAUUGAACAAGAAUGUUUAAGCUCAGAAGGGGAAAUUGCUCUGUUUGUGUAAUGAACUUAUUUUGGGAAUGACAUUCAGUACUUUUGUUUUAUCAGCAGCCAGGCUGUUCUUAACAAAGAGACAGAAGCUUGUGUUCUAAUGGCUGGGCAUAAGACUUCUUUUCAUCUUAAUCUUACCACUAGGGAAAUGAUGACAAGGAUACUUACAAAGUUGACUUAGAUAUUACUUUUCACAUUCAUUAGUAAGGAAUAAAAUUUUAUUUCCCUUUUUCCUAUUUUUCAGAUAGUGCAGUUUUAGUCCAAUAGUAUGGAGAGUUUUAAAUACUGAAAGUUUUUCACUGUUUUAGUGUCUGACCUGACUUCUUCAUGUCAAAGAAGAGGUAUCAAAAUCUUCUAAUAGGGUAUACUUUUUUUCUCAUCUCUGGGUCCAGGUUUUUUGUCCCACUGCCAAUUCUUUUUUCUCCUUCUACUGUGGUGUAAUCUUAUAUUGAAUUUAGUUGGGCAUAAUUUUUAACUCUUUGCUUUUUACUCUCAGGAUUAAGAACACUCUACAUUUAACUUAAAGUUACAUAUAUUCUAGCAAUUAUCAUGAAGCUUGGUAAAAUAAUUUUGUCCUUUAUUGUGGCAGUAAACUCAGUUUUUCCAACUCAAAGUAAUUUCUUUCUGUAAAUGUUAUAGUUCUAAAUACAUCCAUAGGACUUGGCAUUACUUUUCUGUUUAACAACACAUUAUAGCACAGGCUAUUGCCUAGGAUCAAACUAAUAAUUUAAAAUAUUUACUUAAUGCUCCAGUAAAAAAUUGAGAAAAGCUUCUACUCUUUAGGCUUUGGUCAUAAAACAGCUGUUUUUGUCAGUGGCACUUCUGCAAUGGUUUUAUCUGCCUUCUUCAUAUUCAUAUUGUUUAUUUUGUAACUCUAUUUGGCAAUUGAUGCCAAAAGCUUCCUUUUUCUGUUUAGAAGGUAUUAAUAGCAAAUAGCAACAAUUUUUAUAAAAUAUUAUUUUAUCUAGUAAUAAUUGUAUCAGCAAAAACUAGGACAAACAGUGCAACGUGGUUUACCAUAGAUUUCUUUGUAGAUUUUAAGGCUAAAACAUACCAUAAAACAUACCAUUGUAAUAUCCUCUGUCUUCAUGAGUGUCAUGAGCCAUGCCUAAGUGAGCCUGGUAGUAAAUGCAUCAGCUUAAACCUAGCUAGUCUCUCCCUUGUGUACAUGUCCUGAAUUCCAGUGCACCAGGACAUGGCAAGCAUUUACUACCUUCCUGUGUGUGAGCAUCAUCUUUGAAAUGAAUUCGCCUUACUUGUUUAAUAUAACAGAGAAUAUGCAUAUGAUACUGUCUCUAAAGUCAUAAUAUCCAUGCUAUCCUAACAAAUAAUGCCCAACAGGUCAGUGCUAAAUCAUAAUAACUUCUGUGUACUAGUAAUAUUUGCAGCUAUCUGGUAGAUAAAUAAUGCAUCUUCUUCGAGUUUCCCGUUAAGAAAGAGGAAAAUAGGCAGCUGUUGUUUCUAAGCCUCUUUUUUGUGCCUGAGUUAACCAUUAAGAGAAGUUUUCGGUAGUGUGAUAGAUUCUGUCAUGUGUCUCUGCAGCAUAACUCUAAUGAAAGGAGACUUUUUACUAUGUUUUGGAUAGGCAUAAAGUAGCAAAUUACUGCUACUUUAGGGAUUCUUCCCUUCCAAACAAUAUUUCUGUGAAUUGUAACUUACAGUUUGCAAGUAUAUAUUCAGCAGUAGAUAUCAAAUAUUAUGGGGGACUUGUGCUAUCUCUGAUUUCAUUUUGAUUUAUUAAAAGUCACUUCUUGUUUUUCAGCACUGAAAGACUACUGUAACAUAGCAAUUUACCAGAGAAGUACAGUUUGUGUUGUGAAGUUAAACCAGUUUUCUAUCCAAGUCAGUCUCAGCUAGAUGAAACUUCCAAUGAAGAUUGAGUAUUUCUAUUAUCAAAGUAGAAGAACUGGAUAUUAAACCUUUCAUUUAUCCUUGUCAUUGGGUGCAAUCACCGUUCAGAAGGAAGCUCUCCUUGUUAUCUUUUAAGGACAGAAAUAUUACUAGAUACUGUGGUUACCAUGCUUUAAAAUAUUAUUCUCGAGACAUAUUUUUCUAAUGGUAGUAAAUGUUUCAGUCUGGCUUUUUACUUUUGGCCUUCAGUGUGUAACACUGAGGGGAAAAAAACAAACAAUGCCAUCAAUUGUACAUGCUGCUGAUGCAAGUGGUUCAGUAACUGUAGUAUCAAUGCAUUUUAAAAUGCCCAGCUGUUCAGCAAAGAUUUCAAAGAGACCCAAGUCAUGGUUCUUAGGUUAUUCUUUUAUUUGUUGAAAGGCUGAAGAAAUCUGUUUACCUCUGUGAUAUGGAUGGCAAUCAUCUUUAAAGUAAUUGAUAAAGUAAUCCCCUCACAGCACUGCAGCUGUAAAGGUGUUAGGUUUUGCUGGGUUUGUCUGGUUACCUUGUCUUAUGAAGAACAAAGGUGCUAACUUUGAUAUCUCGGAUUUAAGAGGGACAUUCCAGACCCAAACAUCUUGUUUGUUUUAAUUAUUGAUCCCAAUUCUGAGUGUUAUCCUCACAAAAGAAGGCUAAAAUAAAAUCUUCUGCAAGUGAUGAAGACAUGCAGAACUUUAAUGUUUUAGAAAAAGGGACACAGGAGUAACUGACCUACCUGCAACAUAGAAUAACUAGUAUUUUUUCCCCGUCUUUAGUCAUGUUAUCUAUUACUUUCCAUGGCAGACCUGUUGAUAGCAACCCUACAGUACAGGUUCAUUUCAGUAAAGUUAAUUGUGGAGUUACUACUCAGCAUUUUUAAAUGUCUCUAUAACUGUACCAUAAGUUAAUUAAUAGAUGUCAUCCAUUUUCAUUUUCCAAAGACAAAAACAAAUCUCACAUUUUUAAAUGUAUGUCUGCUUGAGCAACUUUGACUAAAUAGCUUCUAUUUCAAGCUAGAAAUCUCUUACUCUGGGCAGCAUUUUGUUUAACCAGGAUUAUAAAACUUUGUCUUGGUUUGAAAGACAGGUGUCUGCUAACAAAGGCAGGAGCCUCCCUUGGAAUGGAAAAUGUAAAUCCC